Molecule: messenger RNA, 1371 nt
Organism: Zingiber officinale
Lineage: Eukaryota; Viridiplantae; Streptophyta; Magnoliopsida; Zingiberales; Zingiberaceae
Product: protein FAR1-RELATED SEQUENCE 4-like
Exons: 5
Coding region: 1-1371 (456 amino acids)
Molecular function (GO): zinc ion binding
Source: RefSeq, a predicted model, not a curated record
AUGACAUUUUCAUCUGAAGAAGAAGUUCGUAUUUUUUAUAAUUCCUAUGCUCAGAAUGUUGGUUUCGGUAUUUGCAAAUUAGGUGGUAGAAAUGGAGAUGAUGGAAAGCAAAAAUAUUUCUCUGUUGGAUGCGCAAAAAAUGGUAGGAAAGUAUCUCAAGCAAAAAAUAUUUUAUACCCUAGACCUUCUACCAAGACGAAUUGCAAAGCUAAGAUUAAUGUUGCUAUUCGAAAUGAUGGGAACUUUGUGAUUACUAGUCUAUGCCUUGAACAUAAUCAUAUCUUGAGUCCUGGGAAGUCACGACAUUUUAGAUGUAAUAAAGUAUUGGAUUCAGCUAUAAAGAGAAAAUUAGAGUUAAAUGAUCAAGCUGGAAUAACUUCAAGCAAAAGUUUUCAAUCAUUUGUAGUUGAGGCUGGAGGCUAUGAGAAUUUGACAUUUGAUGAGAGAAAGUGUAGAAAUUAUAUUUCAGAAGCUAGAAGGUUGAGGUUAGGGGAUGGAGAUGCUGAAGCUUUGAGUACUUAUUUUUGUCGCAUGCAAAGUAGGAACUCAAACUUUUUUUAUGUGCUUGAUUUAGAUGGGGAAUCUCGAAUAAGAAAUAUUUUUUGGGCAGAUGCAAGAUGUAGGGCUGCGUAUGAGUACUUUUCUGAUGUGGUGACUUUUGAUACAACCUAUUUGACUAAUAGUUAUGAUAUGCCAUUUGCUCCAUUUGUUGGGGUGAAUCAUCAUGGUCAAUCUAUUCUGCUGGGAUGUGGAUUAUUAUCAAGCGAAGACUCAACAACUUUCAUAUGGUUGUUCAAAGAGUUAGAUUGCAAAUUGAAAUGUGUGUGCCGUCUAUUUGAGUUUCGGGGAAUAUUAUGUAGGCAUGUGAUUAAAGUGUUGAUAAGGAUGAAGGUGACUGAGGUUCCUAUGAAUUAUAUUGUGGAUCGAUGGCGCAAAGAUAUUAAGCGUGGGUAUCAAAGUAUUAGUAACAUCUAUGAUGAUUAUGACACGAAGGAAAAACUGAUUGUUAAUGAUCUUGAACAUUCAAGGGCUGAGCAACUGAAAGGAGUAUCUACAUUUGGUGCAAAAGCAAUACACUCUCCAUUAAAAGUAAGAUCUCGAGGUCGUCCCCCCACGAAGAGAAAACAAUCUAAGAUCGAACAAAUUGUGAAGAAAUCAGUUGCAAAGGCCCGAAAAGAAGCUAGUCUAACAUUUUUUUCUAAUCUAUCUUGCAGCAGUACAGAUUGGAAAGUCAAUGAGUUGAUUGUGGAAGGGUCAUGGAAAAGUGCAAGUCUUCUUUUUGGAGCAGAAGAUUCUCCUAUUGCUGGCUUGGUGUUGGAUAGUGUCUUCUCAAAUUUAUUUGAUCUUAUAAUGCUUGUGGAUGUUUUGUAA